GAAUCACAUUUGGUUGAAUGGCAACCCAACAACAACGAGCAGUAAACCGAUGAUGCCUGCCUGAUUGAUCGCCUACAACCACAAUGCAUGACUCCAUAUCAUACCCUGCAGGGAUUGCGCGCAGAAUUUUUUAAAAUUCCGGUCAAUCGGUCUGAAUACUUUACGUUCGACGUUGCAGGAAUCCAAAUAGGGGACGGAACUAGGACCAAAUGCUGCGGUGUCGUUUUGUGAUGUGUGCUGCAUGAAUCGCAUGGAUCAAAACUGGAUUGAGUCUUCAGGGAUUUAGCAGUUUGUCAUACUAUGCAGUCAUAGGCUAAUACCGAUGAGAACCGUUUUUUGGAUGUGGGUGUGUGGGCUUUUGGGUGUGUGGAAUCGCGGAGUCUUCCUCUCCUCUGCUCGGCAAUGAAAGCGCGCGAGGGUCGUACUGUGACGGUUUCGUAAUUUACAUUUCAUUUGCAUUUGAGUAAUUUUGCAGAUGCUCUUAUCCAGAGCGAUGUACAGUAGUGAGUGGAUACAUUUUCAUAUUAAUUGUACGGAUGUAACCAUCCAAGCAUCGACAAGGCUGCAAUGAGAUGCACAGGUGUACGACUUCUAGCACUGGAUGAGACGCUCAACUAAAGUAGCCUAGACGUCAAUAUGGGAGUGUCCCCCACAACAUCACAUUUUUUAUUUUCAUAUAUUUUUUAAAUAAAGUGUUUGAGCAACAUAUUUGCAACGUAAUAGAUGUUUGUAUGGCCAACUAUUGGAGUUGUGUAACGUUUUUAUUCCAUGGCCUAUAUAACAACAUUCGGCAACAUUUCUGCAUACAGAGCUUCAUGUUUGGAUUAUAAUUAAUUAAAACGAACUUCUCCUGGAAAUAUAUUAUCCACCAGAGUUGCGUUUGUUGUUAUCGUAUAUCUCCCAGGUGACUUUUCUUCCUAUUUCAUUGAUUUUAAUAGAUUUUCAGAGCAUUUUACCAUCUGCUGCCAAAUGUAUCCCAAGUCAUGAAUAGGCCUAUGCAUCACAUUUUCAAAAGUAUCCUGGACACACAUUUGUUCUACCAUAGUGGACUUUUAACUGGACACAUUUAAUUUACUUUAACCUCCUCUGAUUGUUACCUUACCUCUAGAAUUAACUCGUCACUGAUUUACCAGGCGUUUCAUAGACCUGCCGCUGAAGAAAACAUUGUAACAAUGUAACAAAAUUGUAAUAAGAACAAUAGCCUAAUUCUUGAAAAGGUUAGGGUCGAGUUGGCUUUCAUAAGAAACUUUGAGCAGGCACGUGUGUGGUCCUGUGCGUUGCUUUUUCUAUUAUUUUUAUCUGAGAAAUACCAUGUCCCGAUCUAACAGUGUUAGCCCGCCCGGAAUCGGUGCGCCUGGGCUGAGGGGAGGGACUGAACUGAGAUCAGCUUGGGGCGAGUCUGAGUCUAUUGCCAACGGAUGCCCAUACUCGGCUAGAUCUCCGAGCAAAAAGCUCGCCCGUUCGAACAGCAGAUGGACUGAAGGAGAUGAUGAUCCCGACCGACAGCCCAGACCAGGACGAGCCACGACAAUGGUUAGCAGGGUCAGUUUUAGGUCUAGAUCUGCGUGGCAAGAGCAUGGCACUGGAGAGGAGAGCCGAAACAACAACCGAUCGUCCCCUAAACACGCAGAUGGAGCCGGGGAAGUGAGACCCAAGUCUGUGGAGUUGGGCUUGGAGGACCGUAGAGUGAAGGGCACCAAACCCGAGGAGGAGGAACUCAUGUCUGAAGUUCACUUUUCCAUGGUCGCGUGCUGCAGCAGCGCGAUGCAGAUUUUCAGAUCCAAGAAAUUCCAAUCGGAGAAGUUGGAGAGGCUUUACCAGCGUUACUUUUUCCGGCUCAACCAGAGCAGUUUGACCAUGCUCAUGGCCGUUUUGGUGCUCCUGUGCGCGGUUAUGCUGACAUUCCAUUGCGCGGGGGGAGGAUGCCGGAUAGCUUACGUUGUGGUCUUUUCUUUGGCCAUCUUACUUAUCCUCAUCUUGAUGGUGGUGUGCAAUCGGAACGGGUUUCAUCAGGACCACAUGUGGAUAGUCUGCUAUGUGGUCAUUCUAGUCGUGCUGGUAUUACAAGUGAUUGGGGUCCUCCUCGUACAUCCGCAAAGUGCCUCUGAGGGAAUUUGGUGGACAGUGUUUUUUAUCCAUGUCAUUUACACGCUGCUCCCGGUUCGGAUGCGGGCUGCCGUUAUCACUGGAGUUAUACUGUCUGCCAUCCAUGUGGUCGGGUCUUGGAAGUUAAACGAAAAGGAUGCCUUUGUAUGGAAGCAGAUAGUGUCCAACGUCCUGAUCUUCUCCUGUACUAACAUCGUGGGCGUGUGUACCCACUAUCCAGCCGAGGGCUCCCAGAGACAAGCCUUCCAGGAGACCAGGGAAUGCAUACAGGCUCGCCUCCACUCACAGAGGGAGAAUCAGCAGCAGGAGCGUCUCCUGCUCUCCGUGCUUCCCCGUCAUGUUGCCAUGGAGAUGAAAGCUGACAUUAACGCCAAGCAGGAAGACAUGAUGUUUCACAAGAUCUACAUCCAGAAGCACGACAACGUCAGUAUCCUGUUUGCAGAUAUUGAAGGGUUUACCAGCCUGGCGUCCCAGUGUACUGCCCAGGAGCUGGUGAUGACUCUCAAUGAACUGUUUGCCCGCUUCGACAAGCUGGCUGCGGAAAACCACUGCCUGCGUAUUAAGAUCCUGGGAGACUGCUACUACUGUGUGUCUGGGCUGCCAGAGGCCCGGGCCGACCAUGCAUCCUGCUGUGUGGAGAUGGGGGUGGACAUGAUCGAGGCCAUCUCGCUGGUGAGAGAGGUGACGGGGGUCAACGUGAACAUGCGUGUGGGAAUCCAUAGCGGCAGGGUCCACUGUGGGGUGCUGGGUCUCAGGAAGUGGCAGUUUGAUGUGUGGUCCAACGAUGUCACGUUAGCCAAUCACAUGGAGGCCGGGGGUGCGGCAGGGCGGAUCCACAUCACCAAGGCCACUCUGAACUACCUGAGUGGAGACUAUGAGGUAGAGCCAGGAUCAGGAGGAGCAAGGAACAUCUAUCUGAAGAAACACAACAUAGAAACCUACCUCAUCGUGGGCUGCAGCCAGAAAAGGAAAGACGAGAAGGCGAUGAUAGCCAAGAUGAACCGUCAGCGCGCCAACUCUGUCUCCCACAACAUGGGCCCCUGGACCGACCGGCCCUUCUACAACCACAUGGGAGGAAACCAGAUCUCCAAGGAGAUGAAGAGGAUGGGAUUUGAAGACCCCAAGGACAAACAUUUCAUUUUCAGAAACACGCAGGAAAACCUGAACCCAGAAGACGAGGUGGACGAGUUCCUCGGGAGAGCCAUCGACGCCAGGAGUAUCGACCGGCUACGCUCGGAACACGUCAAGAAGUUCCUGCUGACCUUCAGAGAACCAGACCUGGAGAAGAAGUACUCCAAACAAGUGGACUCCAGAUUUGGAGCGUACGUGGCCUGCGCCUCUCUUGUCUUCCUCUUCAUCUGUUUCAUCCAGAUUGUCAUUGUACCACACUCCACUCUGAUGAUUGGGUUCUAUGUCACCUGUCUGAUCAUCUUGAUGGCUGUCAUGUUUGUCUCAGCAGUCUACUCCUGUUUUGGGUUUUUCCCAGCGUCUCUACAGACUCUGUCCAAGAUGAUAGUCCAGUCCAGACUCAACAGCACCCUGGUGGGAGUCUUCACCAUCCUCCUGGUCUUUCUCUCUGCCUUCAUCAACAUCUUCACCUGCAGUACUGGAGACCUGAGGGAGUGUCUGAGCUGGGAACUGAACAUCAGUCGCAGCAGUGUGAACGCCUGCCAUGCACGCAGCCUCAACUACACCCUCGAAUCACUGGACGGCUUCUGUGGCAGCCCCUCACCCAACUGCAACUUCCCUGAGUACUUCUCUUCCUGUGUGUUGUUGACCCUGCUGGCCAGCUCAGUUUUCCUACAGAUCAGCAGUAUAGGUAAACUCUUACUCAUGCUCUUCAUCGAGAUCUUCUACGUCCUCAUCAUGGAGGUGCCAGAGGUCAGCCUGUUCGACAACGUAGACCUGCUGGUCAUGGCCAACGCUAUUGAGCACAUAAAUGGAACAAGCUGUGUGAUGGACUCUAAGGUCCCUCUGAAGAUCAUGACUCCCGUGGUCAUCACUGUCUUCGUCCUGGCUUUGUAUCUACACGCCCAGCAGGUGGAGUCCACAGCCAGACUCGACUUCCUCUGGAAACUACAGGCCACAGAGGAAAAGGAGGAGAUGGAGGAGCUACAGGCUUACAACCGUCGCCUCCUCCACAACAUCCUCCCCAAAGACGUGGCUGCUCACUUUCUGGCGCGAGAGCGUCGGAACGACGAGCUCUACUACCAGUCCUGUGAGUGUGUGGCCGUCAUGUUCGCCUCCAUCUCCAACUUCUCUGAGUUCUACAUAGAGCUGGAGGCCAACAACGAAGGAGUGGAGUGUCUCAGGCUGCUCAACGAGAUCAUUGCAGACUUUGACGAGAUCAUCAGUGAGGACCAGUUCCGCCAGCUGGAGAAGAUAAAGACCAUCGGCAGUACCUACAUGGCUGCCUCUGGCCUCAACGACUCUACCUACGACAAGGAAGGCCGCUCACACAUCAGAGCCCUGGCAGACUACGCCAUGAGACUCAUGGAUCAGAUGAAGUACAUCAACGAACACUCCUUCAAUAACUUCAAGAUGAAGAUCGGUCUGAACAUGGGUCCAGUGGUGGCUGGGGUGAUCGGGGCCAGGAAGCCCCAGUAUGAUAUCUGGGGGAAUACAGUCAACGUGGCCAGCCGCAUGGACAGCACUGGUGUACCUGAGCGGAUCCAGGUGACCUCAGACCUGUACAACGUACUGAACUCCUAUAACUACACACUAGAGUGCCGAGGCCUGGUCAAGGUGAAGGGUAAAGGAGAAAUGCAGACCUACUUCCUCACUGGAGGACCUCCCAGCAGUUAACACCAGGCUGUGUCCCAAAUGGAAACCUAUUCCCUGUAUAUUACACUACUUUUGACCAGGGACACAGGGCUCUGUUCUAAAGUAGUGCACUAUAUAGGAAAUAGGGUGCCAUUUCAGACACAGCCUAUUCAGAAGCAGCCCCAGUAACAGACUGACACUGGUGCAGGAAAAGGCUGAGAGGAGAGGGGGUAUUGGACUAAAAGGGGCUGACCCCCCCCAAGUCUUUGACGAGCAGGCUCAUGGACAUGUGUUUGCUUGGGGAACUGACUGCCCCCCAUCAACACCCCUUGUCCUAGGUUUAUCUCCUCCCUACCUGCAGAGGUCAGCCUCCGAUUGGACCAGAGUGAAGGAGACCCCACCCAGCCUCCUCUCGGAUUGGGGUAAAGAGACAGGGAGGAGCUCAGAGGGCCUGAGUUCGCUGAAGAGACCAAAGAAAUCCCAUCAGACUACAGCAGACAGAGACACAUUGUGACAGCAGCAUUCUCUCACAGUCUUAUUUCUAUAGGUCAUAGUGUGAGUUAAGGAAUGGCUAAGAGCCAAUCAUCUUGCAGUACUGUAGAUCUCUAAGGUUUUCUGAGGAAAUCGAUCCACUGUGUGUGUUCUUAGACAUUCUGCUGAAAGAGCCAAGUCGCUCUAAACAAAACCUGCAUGAAGACACUGAAACCCAUAUAUACACAUAAAACAUUCGGAAAGUAUUCAGGCCCCUUCACGUUUUCCACAUUUUAUUAUGUUAGACUUUUUCUAAAAUGGAUUAAAUAAAAAAUGUCCUCAUUAGUCUACACAUAAUACCCCAUAACGACAAAGCGAAACCAGGUUUUUAGAAAUGUUUGCAAAUUUAUUCAAAAUAAAAAAACGGACAUACCUUAUUUACAUAAGUAUUCAGACCCUUGAGAUCAGGUAAAUUCUGUUUCCAUUGAUCAUCCUUGAGAUGUUUUUCAACUUGGAGUCCACCUGUGGUAAAUUCAAUUGAUUGGACAUGAUUUGAAAAGGCACACACCUGUCUAUAUAAGGUCCCCCAGUUGACAGUGCAUGUCAGAGCAAAACCUAAGCCAUGAUGUUGAAGGAAUUGUCCGUAGAGCUCCGAGACAGGAUUGUGUCGAGGCACAGAUCUGGGGAAGGGUACCAAAACAUUUCUGCAGCAUUGAAGGUCCCCAAGAACACUGUGGCCUCCAUCAUUUUUAAAUGGAAGAAGUUUGGAACCACCAAAACUCUUCCUAGAGCUGGCCGCCCAGCCAAACUGAGCAAUUGGGGUAGAAGGGCCUUGGUCAGGGAGAUGACCAAGAACCCGAUGGUCACUGACAGAGCUCCAGAGUUCCUCUGUAGAUAUGGGAGAACCUUUCAGAAGGACAACCAUCUCUGCAGCACUCCACAAAUCAGGCCUUCAUGGUAGAGUGGACAGACAGAAAACACAUGUCAAACUCCAAGCGGGCUGUCAAAAGGCACCUAAAGGACUCUCAGACCAUGAGAAAAAACAUUCUUUGGUCUGAUGAAACCAAGAUUGAACUCUUCGGCCUGAAUGCCAAGCAUCACGUCUGGAGGAAACCAGGCACCGCUCAUCACCUGGCCAACACCAUCCCUACGGUGAAGCAUGGUGGUGGCAGCAUCAUGCUGUGGCAAUGUUUUUCAGCGGCAGUGACUGGGAGACUAUUCAGGAUCGAAGGGAAAGAUGACCGGAGCAAAGUACAGAGAGAUCCUUGAUGAAAACCUGGUCCAGAGCGCUCAGGACCUCAGACUGGGGCGAAGGUUCACCUUUUAACAGGACAAUGACAUUAAGCACACAGCCAAGGAGUGGCUUUGGGACAAGUCUCCGAAUGUCCUUGAGUGGCCCAGCCAGAGCACGGACUUGAACCUGAUCAAACAUCUCUGGAGACCUGAAAAUAGCUGUGUAGCGACGCUCCCCAUCCAACCUGACAGAGCUUGAGAUGAUCUGCUGAGAAAAAUGGGAGAAACUCCCCAAAUAUGUGUGCCAAGUUUGUAGCGUCAUACCCAAGAAGACUUGAGGCUGUAAUCGCUGUCAAAGGUGCUUCAACAAAGUACUGAGCAAAAGGGUCGGAAUACUUAUGUAAAUGUGAUAUUCCCAUAAAAAAAGAAAAAAAUCAAACCUGCUUUUUGCUUGGUUCUUAUGGCUUAUUGUGUGUAGAUUGAUGAGGGGAAAAAACUAUUGAAUCCCAUUUUAGAAUAAGUCUGUAACGUAACAAAAUGUGUAAAAAGUCAAGGGGUCGUAAUACUUUCUGAAUGCACUGUAUAUACAGUAACAGUCAAAAGUUGACACACCUACUCAUUCAAGAGUUGCUUCAUUUUUACUAUUUUCUACAUUUUACAAUAAUAGUGAAGAGAUCAAAACUAUGAAAUAACACAAAGGGAAUCAUGUCGUAAUCAAAAAAUUGUUAAUCAAAAUAUAUUUUAGAUUCUUCAAAGUAGCCACUCUUUGCCUUGAUGACAACUUUGCACACUCUUGGCAUUCUCUCAACCACCUUCACAAGGAAUCCUUUUCCAACAGCCUUGAAGGGGUUCCCACAUAUGCUGAGCACUUGUUGGCUGCUUUUCCUUCACUCUGCAGUCCAACUCAUCCCAAACCAUCUCAUUUGGGUUGAGGUCGGGUGAUUGUGGAGGUCAGGUCAUCUGAUGCAGUACUCCAUCAGUCUCCUUCUUGGUAAAAUAGCCUUUACACAGCCUGGAGGUGUUGGGUCAUUGUCCUGUUGAAAAACAAAUGAUAGUCACACUAAGCGCAAACCAGAUGGGAUGGCAUAUCGCUGCAGAAUGCUGUGGUAGCCAUGUUGGUUAAGUGUGCCUUGAAUUCUACAUAAAUAGGAACCACACAUGCUGAGAACAUCUCACAAAGACACGGCGGUUGGAACCAAAAAUCUCAAAUUUGGACUCAUCAGACCAAAGGACAGAUUUCCACCGGUCUAAUGCCCAUUGCUUAUGUUUCUUAUUAUUAUUGGUGUCCUUUAGUAGUGGUUUCUUUGCAGCAAUUCAACCAUGAAGGCCUGACUCCUCUGAACAGUUGAUGUUGAGAUGUGUCUGUUACUUGAACUCUUUGAGGUGCAGUUAAUUGUCGAUUUCUGAGGCUGGUAACUCUAAUGAACUUAUCCUCCGCAGCAGAGAUAACUCUGGGUCUUCCUUUCCUGUGGCGGUGCUCAUGAGAGCCAGUUUCAUCAUAGUGCUUAAUGGUUUUUACAACUGCACUUGAAGAAAUGUCCAAAGUUCUUGAGAUUUUCCAUAUUGACUGACCAUGUCUUAAAGUAAUGAUUGACUGUCGUUUCUCUUUGCUUAUUUGAGCUGUUCUUGCCAUGGUAUGGACUUGGUCUUUUACCAAAUAGGGCUAUCUUCUGUAUACCACCCCUACCUUGUCACAACACAACUGAUUGGCUCAGACGCAUUAAGGAGGAAAGAAAUUCCACAAAUUCACUUUUAACGAGGCACACCUGUUAAUUGAAAUGCAUUCCAGGUGACUACCUCAUGAAGCUGGUUGAGAGAAUGCCAAGAGUGCGCAAAGCUGUCAAGGCAAAAGGGGGCCUACUUUGAAGAAUCUCAAAACAUAAAAUAUGUUAUGAUUUUAACACUUUUCUGGUUCCAUGUGUUAUUUCAUAGUUUUGAUGUCUUCACUAUUAUUCUACAAUGUAGAAAAUAGUAAAAAUAAAGAAAAACCCUUGAAUGAGUAGUUGUGUUCACACUUUUGAUUGGUACUGUAUAUGUACACAGUAUAUGUGGAAAAAAGUGUUUUUUGUUCAUACAGUCCAUGUAUGCUGUCUUUGUACACUUGAGUGGUACAGAUAUUGCAAUUCUCCAAACCAUUGGUACACUAUGUACUAAUAUUGCCAGCCAGCACAGCAGCACUAUCAAACCCUUUACUGGAGUUGGUCAGAUAGGAAGGAGCAGUGUGUUUCAUCUCUAGUAGGGAGCCUUGGUGGGCCGUGUUAACCUGGCUGGCUACUUGAACGACCAGUGAGACUGCUCUGUUCAGUGUGAGUUUACAGAGCUCUACACAACACACACACACAUCAUGCAAACACAGGGGCAAAAACACACACAGAAACACAGACAUACGCUAGCCACACAUACAUGCACAUAACAGACACACACGCUUUAACUGACGACACUUUCAACCGAGGAUGUCAACGAAAAGCUUUUUUGUAUUUGACAUUUUGUAUUUUGACUCAAACACCAAACCCUAUCAGAUAUUUUAGAUUCUAUAUUUUGUACAUUAAUAUAUUAGAGAGAAGUAUCUAUAAAUAAACAUGUAUUCGGAUGUACAUAGCUGACUGAGACCUAUUACAAUCAUCCAAGGGGUGGACAAUUCGUUUUCUUUCCCAUCACUGUAUUCUUCAUUCUUUCUAGUUCACCUGCUUUUUCCACACAUUUGGUUUGAAUAUCAAGCAGUUGCUUGCACUUGUGGCAAGGCAUCCCCCGACAUGUUCUUUUAGAUGACCCCCUGCAGUCAGUCCAUGUCAUAGAUAGAGACUGAUUUGGUGUUCUAUGAAGCCAUCCCACCAACCCUGGCAAAAAUCAGAUGUUAUGACCCAAUGAAUGUCCAAUUUUCUCCAAUGAGGCCUUUAUACUUGUCUAUACUGAUGACGUCAUCCUUGUAUUAAACAAUAUGAGGAACAACUUGUGGGAGUCCAUGUGGAGAUGUUUCCUUUUGACCUUUGAUCUGCUGGAUAUUUUUUAUCCCCAUUAGAGUUGCACAAUUCCAGUAACUUUGCCAAAAUUCCCAGGUUUUUCUAAAAUACUGGUUGGAAGAUUCCCGGAAUCAGGAGGGAAAAAGCAGGAAAUCCAGUAAACUCCCAACCGAGAUUUCUAGAAAACCUGGGAAUUUGGGGAGUGACUGGAAUUUUGCAAACCUCUAUCCCCCUUCAUCUGUUUCUGGUAGAGCAGCCCCAUCAGUGAUACAGCAUACUGUGGGACCUUCAUGUUUCUGGUAGAGCAGCCCCAUCAGUGAUACAGCAUACUGUGGGACCUUCAUGUUUCUGGUAGAGCAGCCCCAUCAGUGAUACAGCAUACUGUGGGACCUUCAUGUUUCUGGUAGAGCAGCCCCAUCAGUGAUACAGCAUACUGUGGGACCUUCAUGUUUCUGGUAGAGCAGCCCCAUCAGUGAUACAGCAUACUGUGGGACCUUCAUGUUUCUGGUAGAGCAGCCCCAUCAGUGAUACAGCAUACUGUGGGACCUUCAUGUUUCUGGUAGAGCAGCCCCAUCAGUGAUACAGCAUACUGUGGGACCUUCAUGUUUCUGGUAGAGCAGCCCCAUCAGUGAUACAGUAUACUGUGGGACCUUCAUGUUUCUGGUAGAGCAGCCCCAUCAGUGAUACAGCAUACUGUGGGACCUUCAUGUUUCUGGUAGAGCAGCCCCAUCAGUGAUACAGCAUACUGUGGGACCUUCAUGUUUCUGGUAGAGCAGCCCCAGUGAUACAGUAUACUGUGGGACCUUCAUGUUUCUGGUAGAGCAGCCCCAUCAGUGAUACAGCAUACUGUGGGACCUUCAUGUUUCUGGUAGAGCAGCCCCAUCAGUGAUACAGUAUACUGUGGGACCUUCAUGUUUCUGGUAGAGCAGCCCCAUCAGUGAUACAGCAUACUGUGGGACCUUCAUGUUUCUGGUAGAGCAGCCCCAUCAGUGAUACAGUAUACUGUGGGUUCUUUAUCUUAUCCUACAUCUGAUGUCAUUCUAAUUUCACAAUUUAUUUUUCUUUCCCAUCAUCAAACAACUACUUAGUGACAAUAUUGGUGAUUUGGGUACCAAUCAGUUCUUGAGAAGCAGUCUGUCUGUUUGGAUUGUCACUUUGUACCCCGAGGUAUGUGUGGAUAGGAAGAAUGUCUUGGCGCUCUAUUCAUUCUGGGUGACAGAUAGCCUAGUGGUUAAGAGCAUGCCUGAACAGCCCCUCUAAAAACUCAACAAAGUCCAAAACAGCACAAAAGGCGUCAUAAAAUAUGCAGAAACUCUUCCAAACUAUUUUGGCUGGGAAGCAUGCGGACGCCUUAAAGCGGGAACAUCGACUUUAAAUUUAAUUCAAGAUGUAACGCUCAACUUCAAUGAUACGGCUUAAAUAGAGCCCUUCUCCUCUGGUCUUUACUCUUUUCAAACCAACACCCUCCUUCCACUAGAAACAUGAGGGAUCUACUCUACUGCUAUAACCCAUUCAGUCCCUCUCCACUCCUCAAAAUGGUGCCAUUUCUUGCUUAUCUUGAUAUUUUUUUUUUACUGUGUGUCAUUGGUGUUGUAAGGACACAUGGCUUCUAUUGGAGGUUGAGAUUGUACUUUAGUUUCUGCUACUUUGAAAACAAGCAAGGAAAAUAGUGCCAUUGAAUUCAAUUGACCUUUAACGUCUCUGCUAGGGAGGAGCACAGCUCCCUUUCUCUCCCUAUAUUUGGAGAAAGGAUGAACCUCGUGAGGUUUUCACUAGAUGGAGCGGAGAGAAGAGGAAUGACAUCAGUGUGUUUUGAGUCAGAGGCAGGACUUGCAUAACCUGGUUGCUGUCUCUGUUCAGCUAUUACAUUCCGCAUAGAGUGUUAGCUAAGAAGACUGGUACCCAGACUAAACCUUGGGUUGUCUUUGCUUUCUAUCAUGUCAAACACUAAGCGUCUUUGUUACAUUCAAUAAACCACUAAAAUUGCA
This is a messenger RNA of Salvelinus fontinalis (brook trout), 11521 nucleotides long. RefSeq names its product adenylate cyclase type 5-like. Gene Ontology annotation, cellular component: plasma membrane. Bases 1312 to 4911 code for a protein of 1199 amino acids. The transcript has 21 exons. The record is from RefSeq and is a predicted model, not a curated record. NCBI's taxonomy places the organism in Eukaryota, Metazoa, Chordata, Actinopteri, Salmoniformes, Salmonidae. Gene Ontology annotation, molecular function: adenylate cyclase activity. Gene Ontology annotation, biological process: intracellular signal transduction; adenylate cyclase-activating G protein-coupled receptor signaling pathway; cAMP biosynthetic process.